This is a messenger RNA of Anolis sagrei ordinatus, 762 nucleotides long. It is a transcript of the gene MRPL58, whose product is annotated as mitochondrial ribosomal protein L58. The record is from RefSeq and is a predicted model, not a curated record. Gene Ontology annotation, molecular function: peptidyl-tRNA hydrolase activity; translation release factor activity, codon nonspecific. Gene Ontology annotation, biological process: mitochondrial translational termination. Gene Ontology annotation, cellular component: mitochondrial large ribosomal subunit. Lineage: Eukaryota; Metazoa; Chordata; Lepidosauria; Squamata; Anolidae.
ACUCUUUUUACGGCGGGACCAAGGUAAUCCAAGAUGGCGGUGCGCGCGCUGCGCUGCUUCUGGCGGACGCCGGUGCGCCGGAUAGCCUCCCCCGAAGCCCUAGCCUCUUGGACGCGCCGAGCAGCGACCUCCGGCUCUUCUUCUGAGUUCCGGAGCGAAUACAGCUUGGAUAAACUUUAUCCGCGGCAAACAAAGGGAACCGAGGAGACUAAGGAUGAAGCAAACCACACACUUCCUAACAUUCCUGUGGAUCGUUUAUCUAUAUCCUAUUGCCGAAGUAGUGGUCCAGGAGGUCAAAAUGUUAAUAAAGUGAACACUAAGGCAGAGGUACGAUUCCAUUUGGCAUCAGCAGACUGGAUUACAGAAGAUGUGCGGCAAAAAAUGGCAGUGAUGCAAAAGAAUAAAAUCACUAAGUUUGGGGAACUCAUAGUCUCUUCUGAAGUGAGUCGCUACCAGAUGAGGAAUUUGGCAAACUGCUUGCAAAAGAUCAGGGACAUGAUUGUGGAAGCCACAGCAACACCUGAAGUUCCAUCCGACGAGACUUCAGAGAUGAUAAUAGCAAGAGUGGAGAAAAUGAACCGUGAACGUCUUCGUCAGAAAAGAAAUCAUUCUUCUCUAAAGCAAAGCAGGCGUGUGGAUUUGGAUUGAACACACUAGGGAAAGCGUGUUGGGAUAGAUUCCCGGGACUCAUCUCUUUCUUCGGAGUGCAAAAAAAGAAUCAUUUUUAUGAGUUCUCUAUAUAGUAAAACCUGAUCCAGAUCA